AUGAGGAGCAGAAGAAGAAGAUUGCCAAAAUUGAUACGUUUUUUCAAAAAAAAAGUUAUAUCAACUUCUGAAACGCCGUCAACAUCCGCAACCUCAUCAUCAAAAACAGGAGUGUAUGAUGAUGAAACUAUCCUACCAGACAUUGAAGGUGCAAAUAUUCUCGAAAACGAAGAUUCAGAUUUUGAGUCAAGUCUCGAAUCAGGUCCAAUAUUCUCCAGUGACUUAGCGCUUUUUUUAAACACUGAAUUAAGUGAUGAUCUAAAAAAGCAGCUUGUGCAUGUUGGACCGUAUAGGCCCGAAAGGCCUAUAAGUGCUUUGCAAAAGACGACUCAAACCGAUCAUUUAGUGAAGUGUAUUAUAAGAAAAGGACAUCAUCUGGACAGUUGUUGGAACGCUAAUAAGACGGUGGAUAUAUGUUUAAAUGAAGAUAUACAUAGAUUAAAAGCUGUACUGAAAAGGAUUAUUGACGUAACUAGAACAAUUGCCAUGUCUUCUCUGCCUUUCCGAGGUCAUCGAGACAUUUUUUCUUUAGAUGAAAAUAAACUGAAAGCUGACUCCUCAAAAGGCGUUUUUUUAAAUAUUGUCAAACUUUUAGCCAGAUAUGACCCAGUUCUUAAGUUGCAUAUUAAUGGAAUUAAGAAAGGAACUAGACAUUAUUUAAGUAAUACAUCGCAAAAUCAAUUUAUUUCUUUUAUUGCUGAUUCAAUAUUGCAAUUAAUUGUUGAAGAUAUCAAGGACAGCCCAUUUUUUUCAAUCAUCGUUGAUACGACACAGAAACAUAUUAAGCUCAAAGAAAACAAAUUUAAGGUUGAAGAAUCAUUUCUGGGAUUUUACGAAAUGACAGGCCAGUGUGCAAAAGAUUUUGAAAGUGAAAUUUUAAAAGUUCUACAGAAGUAUGAAAUUUCCCUAGAUAAAUGUAGAGGCCAGAGUUAUAAUGGUGCUGCAAAUAUGAGCGGGAAAUACGCAGGUCUGCAAGCUCUAAUCAAACAACGACAACCAAAUGGCGAUUAUUCUACCUCGUUGGCAAAGAUUAAACUCCGAAAUAAAAAGAAAGAAGAAACUGUUGGUUUGGAUAGUAUAAUAUCGUUAAAAAAUAAUUUUUUGUCGGUUGUCAAGUGUUUAUCAAAUUUAACAUUAAUAGCCAAAAAACGCAGUUAUAGAGAUGAGGCCAAGAUAUUACAAAAUAAAAUAGAAAAUUUUGAAUUAAUUUUCUUGCUAUGUUUUCAAGGUACUAUUUUGGAAAAUAUUAAUAUGCUUUCAAAAUGUUUGCAAAAGAAUGACAUUGACAUAGGACAGGCAACAGAUCUAAUAUCAGGAGUUCUUGCCAAAUUAGAGAGUAUCAGAGAAAAUUUUAAAAAUGUGUAUGAGUUAUCUAUUUUAACUGCGAAAUCUUGGAAUAUUGAUCCUCAACUGAAAAGCAAAAGAGUCCGUACAGUCAAAAAAAAUUUUGAUGAGCCAAUUGAAAAUAAUAAAAAUCGUUUAAAAGUUACAAUUUUUAAUGCUUGUUUGGAUAUAAUAUUAACUCAGUUUAGAAUCAGAGUAUUAAUAGAGAAAUAUCCUAACGACUUAACUCAAAAUCUAGGAUUGGAACUAAUACAAUUAAAAAAAUUACUUUACGAAAAGAUUAAAAAUUUUCAUAGCAUAAGAAAGUUUUCAGAUUUUAUUUUUGAAAAAAAUCAAUUACUAAUAAGUAGUAUACCUGAUAUUUGCACUGCGUUCCAGUUGUUUCUAGUACUUCCCGUUACAUCGGCUCAACCAGAAAGGACUUUUUCAAAGUUGAAGAUAAUAAAAAGCUUUACGAGAUCUAGUAUGGUACAAAAUCGCCUUAGCUCAUUGGCCAUAAUCUCAGUAGAAAAUGAAUGA
Brassicogethes aeneus is the source of this 1863-nucleotide messenger RNA. NCBI's taxonomy places the organism in Eukaryota, Metazoa, Arthropoda, Insecta, Coleoptera, Nitidulidae. The record is from the annotation of a GenBank genome assembly.